AUGCAUCCGGAGGUCGUCAAGCGCUACGCAUCGUCCAUCUCGACCAAUCCGGUCACGUCGAACAUCGGCCUUUCUCGCCCCGGUAGCAACUGGUGCUGGGCGCUGUUCGGCAUCUUCGCCCUCUCGAUGCUCACGCUCGGCGUCGUCGCCCACUCGCGCCCGAAGCGCCACCGCGCCUUCCACUACAUCGGCCUCGCCAUCCUCGCCGCGACCGCCCUCCACUACGCCACGCAAGCGUCCAACCUCGGCUACACGAGCGUCCCCGUCGAGUUUGUCAGGUCGGGAAGUCGCGGCGCCAACCAGCUCGCCGGAGGAGCGCCGUUCCCUCCGACUCGCUCCAUCUUCUAUGCCCGCUACAUUGGCUGGGCCGUCUCGUGGCCGCUCCUCGUCCUCCUUGUCCUCCUCGCAACCGGCUUCAACCUUUCGCGCAUCUUCAUCGUCCUCUUCUUCACCCUCUUCACCAUCAUCUCAGCCUUGAUUGGCACGCUCAUCAGGACGCGCUACAGGUGGAUGUACUACGUCUUCGCCGUCUCAGCCCUCUUCUACGUCGUCUGGCACCUCUUCCACCCGGCACCUCGCUCUGCUCGUCGCCUCGGCGCCGAUCGCUGUCGCGCCGUCAGGUCGGCCGCAACGAGUCUCGGGCUUCUUUUUCUCAUCUACCCGAUCGUCUGGGGCUUGUGCGAGUAUGGCAACGUCCUCACGGUCUCGAGCGAGAUGUUUUGGUACGGCGUCCUCGACUUCCUCACUCGUGUCGUGUGGUUGUUCGCUUUCCUCUUCGCCAUCGAGGGGCUCGCCUAUGAACGCUUUGGCUUCCACUCGGGCAAGGCGACGGACGGCGCCGACGACCGCGGCAACGCGACUGGCACGAACGUCGGCGGCAACCAGCCCGCCACGAUGAGGAGCACGAACGGCGGCGGCGGACCACCCGCCUCGACCGGCGCGGGCAACACGGGCGCAGCGGCGGGAUCGGGUGGAGACGAGCCUGCGGGCGCUGGGAGGAGGCAGCUUAACGGCGACGUCGGCUCGGGUGCGGCUGCUCCGGAUGCCAGGGGCGACAACUUCCGCGAGUCGGUUUGA
This is a messenger RNA of Rhodotorula toruloides NP11, 1077 nucleotides long. RefSeq names its product protein of bacterial rhodopsin family. NCBI's taxonomy places the organism in Eukaryota, Fungi, Basidiomycota, Microbotryomycetes, Sporidiobolales, Sporidiobolaceae. Gene Ontology annotation, cellular component: endoplasmic reticulum; plasma membrane. The transcript is spliced from 10 exons. Bases 1 to 1077 code for a protein of 358 amino acids. The record is from RefSeq and is a predicted model, not a curated record.